Oryza sativa Japonica Group (Japanese rice) is the source of this 809-nucleotide messenger RNA. RefSeq names its product protein CURVATURE THYLAKOID 1A, chloroplastic. Gene Ontology annotation, cellular component: chloroplast thylakoid membrane; thylakoid. The record is from RefSeq and is a predicted model, not a curated record. NCBI's taxonomy places the organism in Eukaryota, Viridiplantae, Streptophyta, Magnoliopsida, Poales, Poaceae.
GAUAGCGUGACAGUGUGAGAUCGAGCUGAAAAAAAAAGAGAGGCCACGAAGAGAGCUCAGCUGCUGCCUCUAGCUUACUUGGUGAUAAGGAGGAGGAGGAGGAGGAGGGCACCGACAUGGCCGCAGCCACGGCGUACACCGUGGCGCUCCUCGGCGCCACCGGCGCGCGCGUCCCCGCCGCUCCACGCUCCGCCGCGCUUCUGCCGCGCCGCGGCGGCGUGCUCCAACCGCUGCGCCUCCAGGACGCGCCGCGACUGUCCCUGCUCCGCGUCAGGGCCGCCUCCGACGACACCUCCACCUCGGCCAGCGGCGACGAGCUCGUCGCCGACCUCAAGGCAAAGUGGGAGGCGAUCGAGGACAAGCCGACGUUCCUCCUCUACAGCGGCGGCGCCGUCGUCGCCCUCUGGCUCACCACCGUCGUCGUCGGCGCCAUCAACUCCGUGCCGCUGCUCCCCAAGAUCCUGGAGCUCGUCGGCCUCGGCUACACCGGCUGGUUCGUCUACCGCUACCUCCUCUUCAAGGAGAGCAGGAAAGAGUUGGCGACCGACAUCGAGACCUUGAAGAAGAAGAUCGCUGGAACGGAGUAAUUAAGCAGCUGCAUUUGUCCGGGGAAGUUUUGGGGGGUGACUCUCUAGAGUGCUUGCUGCUGCUUCCUCUGUGUGAUGUUUGUAUAUCUCUACGAGAAUAUGUUCUGCUCCCAUGUGCAGUAACAGCGUAGUGCAAAAACUGUAUCAAACCUACUAUCAGUUGUUUCUUCGAAAUUCAAAACAAUUUCUUCGCUUUCUUGUUGCGUGGAAGUGUUCAUAUAA